AAUGCACAGGAUUGCGUGGGAUAUUCUUGAGAUAUCUAUGUAUCACUAGACAGUACCAGAGACAUGAAUGCAUGACUGUCCAAGGGUGACCUCAUUUACCCUAUUCGCCCUAUUGAGACCAUAUUGAAGACAAUCGUUCAAAACUCCUGCAACUAUUACCAAAAAUAUCUAGCCUCAUAGCAUCCGGCGGACCAAUCGAUAGACGAAAGCGAUGCACCAUGAUACAGCGACCGGAUGUCGCCACGAUAUCAUAUCCAUUACCAAGCCCCGCCUCAUGGCGGGUGAAUUGGUGCAAUUUCUGACACGAUGACAUAUAUAACGAUAUUCAGAAACUGGCGCAGAUGCUCACACUUUCACAUAUCUUCUAACUGGACUGUAGACUUGGUAUGGCUGGUUUCACUGCGGAUAUCAGCGCUAUAAUGUCAGGAGCACUGGAAUGCAUUUUAUAUGGGUUUUCAGUCCUCAUGUUCGUCGGUACCAUCUGGGCUUUGACCUACAAACGUCAGAUGCAGGAUGUCAAUCGCCCAAUCGCGGUAGUGGCCAUCAUGCUGUUGUUAGUGAGCACUGUGCACAUAAUUGUGACCAUUAUCCACCUCGAAAAUGGACUGGUGAGGUAUCGCGAUACGUGGUCAGGCGGGCCGGCAGCGUUCUUCGCGGACGUUACCACAGAAACAUAUGUGAUAAAACAUGGGUUAUUAAUUUUACAAACCGUACUUGCUGAUGCGGUGAUGGUUUAUCGCUGCUAUGUUCUUUGGCAAUCCAUCCGGAUUAUCAUCCUACCAAGUAUAUUGUGGUGUAGCAUCGUAGCGACUGGAAUUCGUGCCGUCUACGGUAAUUCGCAAGCCAUUUCUAAUCCCGGAGACGUCUUCGCCACAAACGUUGAGGAGUGGAUCAUAGCAUUCUUCUCUUCGACACUUUCAACUAAUUUGGUGUGUUCAGGAUUAUUGGUAUAUCGCAUCUGGAAAAUCGAACGAGACGUCUCUAGAGCGCGUGUUACGAAGAGCACUAUUAUGCCAAUUGUGCGCGUGCUUGUGGAUGCCGCUGUUUUGUAUUCAGUGGUACUUGUCGGCUUUCUGAUUAGUUUCCUCACCAAAACCAGUGGAGAAGCUAUUUUGUCGGACUUGGUCGUGCCUAUCAUAUCGAUCACCUUCUACAUGGUCCUGAUUCGCAUCACGAUCAACAGUAGACAUUAUCUCUCGACUGCCAGUACUAGACGAACGACCGAGAGGAUGGAACAGGGAGACUUGCAACAAUUUCCUAUGAAGCCCAUGGAGGUCCAUAUAUCCCAAUUUACUCAAGAUGACAGUGCCUCAUCGUCAAACAAAACAAAGAAUGAAGACCGACUGUCGACAUGACAAGGCGGGAGUGGGUCAAAAGGACAUCUUGUAUCUUGUAGCUAAUAUGAAUCAAUCGGCAUGAAUGCCCUACCAGUGUAUUUUUCCCGGACAUUGAUAUUUAGCAUCUACCAUGACAAGCGAGUGAUA
This is a messenger RNA of Suillus clintonianus, 1484 nucleotides long. RefSeq lists its product as uncharacterized. The record is from RefSeq and is a predicted model, not a curated record. The coding region runs from base 387 to 1355 and encodes 322 amino acids. The transcript is spliced from 8 exons. NCBI's taxonomy places the organism in Eukaryota, Fungi, Basidiomycota, Agaricomycetes, Boletales, Suillaceae.